CCAACCCACAGUGCAUUCCUAGAUGGUUGUGGUGGGGAUCAUCUAGAAAUCCAUGUAGGUGGUGGGUCCUAGGCUGGGAUUGGGCCAAGUAAUACCUUCUGGGCUGAGAGUUGAAGUUAGGACUGCUUUUUUGACUACUGUUGACCAAGGAGCCUUUUUCUUGAUUUGGGCAUACAGCUAGAACCCACUUAGGGCCAACCAUCAUAGGGAGAAAUCUUGCUGAUUGCCAAAGUGGGCUUCCCUGGGCUGGGAGAGGGUAAGGGUGGGCCUUGCAUAAAGGUUCUGUGUUACUCUAAAUUGAUUCCUUUUUCCUGUGAACACUGUACUUUCCACAUAGGCCCAGGGUGAAAUCUCAUUCAUCAGGAGCAGAUCAGCUUUGUAUCACAGGCUCUGUAUAAGGUUUCUUCUGGGGGAGAGGGAACACUGCUACAAAUACUACGCCUCUGAAAGGCCUAAGGAGACUAAGGUGGGCCUGGGUGAACUCACCAGGGAUACUGCUCUUUUUCAGGGAAGACCUUAGAUAACUUCUCUGAUACAUGAAUAAUAAAAAAGGUCUGUUGGUCCCUGGUUUUUGAAGCCUUUGGGCGUCCAAAAUUCCAAUCCUCCUUGCAGUCCCAGGCAUAACUGAUUCUCAUGGGAGAUCAGAGCUAAAGUCAGAGAACUGGCCCUAGUGUCUCCAAACUCAAGGAUUGUCAGGUCUUGGUUGGAUAAAGCAAGGUUGGCCUGAGAUGACAUACUGGCUUGGGACCUAUGUGUCCAUCUUUCUAGAUUCUAGAAAGUGGUUCUCAACCUUCCUAAUGCCGCGACCCUUUAAUACAGUUCCUGUGGGUUCUAAUAUUUAGAACCACCUAAAAUCAAGGAUUGAGAGGGUGGAGUAAUCCUUUAGUCUGUGGGAACUAUGAACUGCCAGUGUAUGGUCCCACAUUGAUAGAGCCCAGGGGACCCCAUUGUCUUAUUCCUUUUGGACUGCAGUUUUCUUGACCGUCCCAAGGUGCAGGGAAAAAAGAGCUGAGGGGCUUGGAAACAACGCGUUGCCUUGCGUCGGGAAAGGCUCUAGGUGGCAGGAUCGCUGCUCCUCGCCCGGAUGCAACCAGGCGCUCUGGAGGUGGCGGCCAAGUACUUCCAGGAGACGCGCGAGAGAAGCUACGCUCUACGGCGGGAUUCCAUACGGCGGCUGGGCCGCUAAGCCCAGCCCCUUGGUCCCGCCCCCGAGGUUUUGUCCAAUCCAGACUAAGCAUGCAGGCUCCUCCCCUGUCUGCCUUCGUAAUUUCCUGUGCCUUCCCGGAAGUCGCGCGGUGGAGCCAAAUUUGAAGUGAGAAGAAAUGUAGGGGUGCGGCCACGAAGCUGGACUGGUUAUAGUUUCCUUGGCUACCUGGACUCUCGGAGUCCAGCCAUCAUGCCUAUCCGUGCGCUGUGUACUAUCUGCUCCGACUUCUUCGAUCACUCUCGCGACGUGGCCGCCAUACACUGCGGCCACACCUUCCACUUGCAGUGCCUAAUUCAGUGGUUUGAGACAGCACCAAGACGGACCUGUCCACAGUGCCGAAUCCAGGUUGGCAAAAGAACCAUUAUCAAUAAACUCUUCUUUGACCUUGCCCAGGAGGAGGAAAAUGUCUUGGAUGCAGAAUUCUUAAAGAAUGAACUGGACAAUAUCAGAGCCCAACUUUCCCAGAAAGAGAAGGAGAAACAAGACAGCCAGAUCAUCAUUGAUACUCUGCGAGACACACUGGAAGAACGCAAUGCCACUGUGGAAUCUCUGCAGCAGGCCUUAGGCAAGGCUGAGAUGCUGUGCUCCACACUCAAAAAGCAGAUGAAGUACUUGGAGCAGCAGCAGGAUGAGACCAAACAAGCACGGGAGGAGGCCCGCCGGCUCAGGAGCAAGAUGAAGACCAUGGAGCAGAUUGAGCUUCUACUCCAGAGCCAGCGGCCUGAAGUGGAGGAGAUGAUUCGAGACAUGGGUGUGGGACCGCCAGCAGUGGAGCAGCUGGCUGUGUACUGUGUGUCCCUUAAGAAAGAGUAUGAGAAUCUAAAGGAGGCACGGAAAGCCUCAGGGGAGCUGGCUGACAAGCUGAAGAAAGACUUGCUUUCCUCCAGAAGUAAGUUGCAGACAGUCUACUCUGAAUUAGAUCAGGUCAAGCUGGAGCUGAAGUCAGCCCAAAAGGACUUACAGAGUGCUGACAAAGAAAUCACGAGCCUGAAAAAGAAGUUAAAAAUGUUGCAGGAAACCUUGAACUUGCCACCAGUGACCAGUGAGACUGUCAACCGCCUGGUUUUAGAGAGCCCAGCCCCUAUGGAAAUGUUGAACCUGAAGCUCCGCCCACCAUCCUUUAGUGAUGAUAUUGAUCUCAACACUACCUUUGAUGUGGAUACACCCCCAGCCCGGUCCUCCAUCUCCCAGCAGCGCCACUCCAAGAAGCUCUGCCUAGAGAAGUCAUGCUCUUCCAUUCAGGACGUCCCUAAGAAGGUACCCAGAGAUUCUAAACAGGAAUCUCAACUGUCACUGGGUGGCCAGUGCUGUGUAGGAGAGCCAGAUGAGGAACUGGUUGGUGCCUUCCCUGUUUUCAUCCGGAAUGCCAUACUGGGCCAGAAACAACCCAAAAGGGCCAGAGCAGAGUCCUGUCGCAGCAAAGAUGUGGUAAGGACAGGCUUUGAUGGGCUUGGAGGCCGGACAAAAUUCAUCCAGCCUACUAACACAACCAUGAUCCGACCACUGUCUGUUAAGCCCAAGGCCAAGGCUAAGCAGAGAGUGGGGAUGAAGACAGCACACACUUUCUCCCAAACCAAGCUGGAUACCUUCCUAUGGUAGUUAGAACAGUGAGUCUGAGUAGUGGCCAGACAUACACCUCUACCUUGUAGACCAAGGACUGGCUAGGCAGGGCAUUUUUAGGAGAUAGGUACUCUACCAAAACCAGCCCCGAAGCAAGGCCAAACAAGCAGGUGAGGGUAAGAGUGAUGGCCAGAGACGGUGCUCUUACUAUCCUCACCCUGUCCCGUCCCCACAACGUCAGACCUACUACCUUUGGGGACUGACAUGACCAGCUCAUCAUUCCUAUCAGCAGGGCCUGCUCUGAUCCUGGUUCCAUGCUUCUAUUUACAGCCAUGAUCAGAUGUGGCUGGGCUUAUUCUGGUCCUGGAAACCAGGGUCAUUUGGUGACUAUCUCUAUGGACCAAAGUGCUUGAGGAUUCUCAGGUAGCCUCAGCUUGAGCUUCUGUCUGCCUCUGACUUUGCUGCUAGGUAUGGCUUGGCACAGGCAGGUUGGAGAAUAGGGGAUGGUGGUGCAGAAGGGAUUGGGGGAAGAUUUUCAUGUAAAAUAAAAUAAAUACAA
Molecule: messenger RNA, 3326 nt
Organism: Nycticebus coucang (slow loris)
Lineage: Eukaryota; Metazoa; Chordata; Mammalia; Primates; Lorisidae
Gene: TRAIP
Product: TRAF interacting protein
Exons: 15
Coding region: 1397-2806 (469 amino acids)
Source: RefSeq, a predicted model, not a curated record